Stylophora pistillata is the source of this 5937-nucleotide messenger RNA. RefSeq names its product protein sidekick. Lineage: Eukaryota; Metazoa; Cnidaria; Anthozoa; Scleractinia; Pocilloporidae. Gene Ontology annotation, biological process: cytokine-mediated signaling pathway. Gene Ontology annotation, molecular function: cytokine receptor activity; cytokine binding. The record is from RefSeq and is a predicted model, not a curated record. Gene Ontology annotation, cellular component: external side of plasma membrane; signaling receptor complex.
AUGAAUCGGAUGAGAAAAAACUUUUUUUUUUCUUGCAAGGUAACGUUUCUUCUAUUUGUGGCAUCACACAACCUUCUUGGUCCAUCGGGUAACUUCUUGGUCAAAGCAGAUUCCUAUAAAAAAUGGACCUUAAAUGAUAACGACAACAAGAUCGAAAAGGUGGGGAACGUAAAAUCGGAGCCAUCACCGGUAGGGUGGGGUGUCUACCUUGAUGGAUCAUCAAACACCUACGUUAAACUAGAUGGCUACGAUAAGCAAUGUCUAGGGAAUCCUUCAGAAUGUGACUUUACCAUCGGAUUUUUUAUGAAGUUAUUUCCCAAAUCCGGAGUGCAGUUUUACUUUGGGAAUAAAGUGGACGGACUUUUGUACGAAGGUGUAAACAUAUACCAAAAUGGCAGUUUAAGAGUAGAAGUUUUAGGGAAGACUACUUACUGCACACGCGUCAUAAAGCCACCUCAGGGUGUAUGGUUUUAUCUGGGGAUCGUUUGGAACAAGGUAGGAACCUUGGGCGUGUAUUAUGACUCCUGGUUUGGCCAUUCUGUCCAUUCCCGCUGUGGAAGUAAUUUCAAAGAACUAGUGAAGAAAGACGCGUACCACCUAGGCAGAUACACGUACCCUACUGCGUACUAUGACAAUUUAGAGAUUUGGUACUCUGCACAGUCUAGAAGUGUUUUUGAUGCGAGGUGGAAAGAAGCAUUUGAUGGCAGUGGACAAUAUACGGUUAUGAAAUUGACCAUUAUCUUCCCUGAACUGCUCUACAGUGCUGGUAACGUUGAUCAGGACGAGUUUUUCAACAAAAUUAAGGAUUUGUUCAUUAACGACACGCAUUUUCGAGACGCCACGGACGUCUCAGUUUCACAAAGUGAUGACCGUGCCACAGCGGUAUCAUUGACUUUGGAAUUUAAUCGCACUCAAAACCUUUGGGAAUCCAUCCUGACUUUUCAGCUUGCAAUGGAGAAUGGUGCUCUUCUUGGGUCUCCUGGCAUGUUUGAUGAGGCUUCUUGUCGGAACACUGAUGAUAGCCAUUUUUUUUGCGAGAUACCUGCAAACUUUACCAUAUCAAAGGUCACAGCAUCCACAGCAAAAUUAAUAUUCGAGCAGGUUUCCGUUGAACCACACGAAAACUAUUUCUUCGGGUACAGAGUCAUAUACAAAAAUCUGGAUGAUCCCAACUCAAAGUGGACCAUUAAAGACAAUGUUCGGCGCUAUUUGCCACCGAAACCCAUACAGCACCAGAUUUCCUCACUUAAAUCCUAUACGAAUUACAGCUUUCGUGUCUAUGCAGCAUCCUUCAAGUCUGCUGGCCUCAUUUCGGAAGCUAUCGAAGUGAGGACAGAUGAGUCAACUCCUAGCGUUGGUCCAGACAUUGUUACCAGCCAAAGCACCAGCUCCACUUCAAUCUAUGUGCAAUGGAGCCACACAAUUUCAGCUAAUAAAGUCAAUGGCGUUUUGAUCGGUUACAGCGUCAAAUGGAAUGACGAACAUUUUCACCAUGGUCACCCUUACAGCUCAAAGGGUAUCAAACAUCUGGGACUUAACGCCACAAAUUUCACCAUCAUCUCACUUCACGAAUACUGGCCUUAUACAAUUUCGGUAUCUGGAAGAACAUCGAAGGGACCUGGAGUAGGGACGGAAAGAAGAGGGGUGAAAACCAAAGACGAUGUUCCUUCAGAGGCACCGUACAAAAUACAGCUUCACACGGUGAACGCAACCACUUUAAAUGCUACUUGGCGAGAUGUGCGUUUGAUUCACCAAAAUGGCGUUAUUCUGGGUUACCGUGUUCGCUUUCAGCAUGCAGAUGACGGUCCUCUGUUGUGGAACAUGACCACUGGACCAGACGUCCAUGAUUUCCUUUUCACUGAUCUUUUGAUCUUCCAGAAUUAUUCAGUACAGAUGCAGGCUUUCGCCGGAAAAGGUGAUGGACCGUGGAGUAACAAAGUGUACCAGUUGACGGAUGAAUCAACCCCUAUAAAUUCUCCUGUUAAUAUAACAGCUUACAAUGUCAGCUCACGGGAAAUCAAAGUUUUUUGGAACUAUGAUGAUAACCCUCGACUGAUUCUUGGCCACCUGCAAGGAUUCACACUGUAUUUUCUAGAAGCCAAUGCGAGUGAUGUUUUCCCAGAAGAUGCAAACUUAAAAACGUUUGAAACUCACAACAGAACUUUGCGAAGUAAGAUCGCCAAAGAAUUGGAAGUAUAUCGGCUAUACAACAUUACUAUAGCAGCUCGAACAGCAAAGGGUACAGGUCCCACAAAUGAGUCAUUUGUGGUCAGAACUCACGGUGAAGUCCCCGGCGCUCCCCCCCGGGCUUUCACUGCCCACAACACAAGUACGUCAAGCCUAUAUGCCCAAUGGCAGGAAAUAGUGAAAGACAAACAACAUGGAAUCAUGCUGGGAUACAAGCUGUUUGUAUACGAGUUAACCAAAAGGGGUUCAAAAAGUAUGGAAAAUCGUACUUACGGAUUGGAUAUAGUAGAGACCAACUUCACAGGACUCAGGACUUUCACCGAAUACAGGAUAGAGAUUUUAGGGUUUAAUAAUUAUGGGGACGGUCCGAUUGUGGCAGAGGAGUUGUUCACGGAGGAGAGCGUUCCGAGUCAGCCGCCCUCUAAUUUCACAGCUUACAAUGUGAGUUCCACCAUUAUCUUUGCCACUUGGAAGCCUGUGGCCGAAUGUUGCCGGCUUGGAAUUAUUCGAGGUUAUCGUGCAACAUUGACAGACCCAAGCAACGCUUCGGUGACAAUGACAAAAACAGUUACCUUGAUGGGUACAUGGUUCCUAGCGCUGAAAAAGUUUCAUACCUAUCAGAUAUCCAUUGUCGCAUUCACAUCUAAGGGAAAUGGACCUAAAGUUUCCACGCUAGCGUCUACCGAUCAGGAUGUUCCAGACGCACCGCCACAGAAUGUAACCGGUCAUAACAUAAGUCAAACAGAAAUCAGGUUACUAUGGCAGCCAGUUCCUCGAGACAAACUUAAUGGAAUUUUGAUGGGCUACAAAGGAUCUUGCUGGAUAGCACAGGGUUACCAGGGUUUUGUUGAAAAACAAUUUAACAGCUCUGUUCUGGAGGGAGUUGUAGAUGGAUUAAACGCUUUUACGACCUACGCAUGCAAAGUUAAAGCGUUUACUAUCAAAGGCGACGGUCCAUCAAGUUCAGUUAUAUCAGUAAAAACUGAAGAGGAAGCACCUCGAGUAGCACCAACAAGUUUUUAUGGGAAGAAUUCAAGUUCAACAUCUAUCUCACUGCAGUGGACUAGCAUUCCUGCCGCGUACGUCGCCGGAGUACUUAGAAACUUUUACAUCGCUUAUCGUCAAUUAGACACAGCUGAAAACACGACGCACACUGUAACUGUGCCACCAACAAACCUUACGGUUGAAUUAACUAACCUAAGGAAAUACACCAAUUACAGCAUUGAAAUUAUGGGAGUGACAAAGUUUAUAGGGAUAGGCACUGAGCCGAUUAUAGUUUCCACUGACGAAGACAUUCCAAGUCUUCCUCCUCAAGACAUCAAGCUGCAAAAUUCCAGCUCCACAAGUGUAUUUGUCCAAUGGAAACCAAUCCCCAAAGACAACGUUCACGGUAAACUCCUGGGAAUCAAACUUCUUUAUCGAUCUGCACAAAGGGACAACAGCAUAGUGUUCAGGUCCCGCGCGAGGCGUUCGAUCGUGAGCGACUGGUCCGCCUACACCAAUAUUACUUUACCUCCGAACGCUCUUUCCUAUAACAUAACGUCUCUUGAGAAAUUUACGAACUACACUGUGGAAAUACUGGGUUUCACCUCGAAAGGAGAUGGAAAUAUUAGUCACAGGUUUAUUGUAUCUACGGAUGAGGAUGUUCCUAGUAUGCCACCGGCAUCUCUUACUCCCAUAUCCCGCACUGGGGACUUCAAAAUGGAUGUGAGGUGGGAACCAGUGCCAGUUGGCUUUGUACAUGGAAUUCUGUUGGGAUACCGCAUUUACUUUACAAAGGUGCAAGAGUUAGGACGAUUCUCUACCUCCAAGACGGAAGCUGUGACUGUUGGACCUUUUGAACAGAACACCACAGUAACGCCGCUAAAAAACUUUGCUGUUUAUGAUUUGCAAAUUGCAGCGUUCACGAUCAAAGGAGAAGGAGUUUUGACCGAUAUCAAAGACGGAUCGACCUGUAGGUGCCCCCGAGAGUUUAAAACCACCUGGUACCCGUUUCCCCCGUAUAUCACUUACGAAAACGGCACCGUGGGUGGCUUCAUCCCUCGAAUCCUGGAGGGGGCAGUGGAAUACUGCUGCAGUGACUGUGUCCUCGCCAAUGGCAAACCUGCCUCUACCAUCGACUUUGAGCUUGAUGGGAAGGGAGACCUUGCACGGAAGAGGGGCGUCGAGGCUCUGAUUAGCAGCAUUGAUUCACUGACGGAUUUUAGCACGCCAGUGAAUGGGUUCGACGGGCAGACGCAUUACUCUUUGUACAGAUACGUCAAAUUAGCAGAGUCCCCUGGAGUGGGUUUUAUCACAGUGAUGGAUCCGCACGAAAAAGCCAUCGCGAUUGCAAAUGUUUUUAUUCAGUCAUGGCCGCUGCUUCUCCUCUCCCUAAUCAUGAUGGUCGCAGCUGGAAUCCUAAUGUGGCUGCUGGACGCUCGAUCUAACAGCCGAGAGUUCCCAGGUUCUUUCAUCCGAGGAGCCCCUGAAGGACUUUGGUGGGCCUUUGUUACAUCCACCACUGUAGGCUACGGCGACCGCUGUCCUAGAGGAGUGCUGGCUCGCUUAUUUGCAAUUACUUGGACUUUGAGUGGUUUGGUGGUUGUUGCCAUUUUAACUGGAAGAGUUGCCACAGUUCUCACUGAAUUUGGUUAUAAAGGACCCUACAUACCACUCUAUGGUGCAAAGGUUGCAGCUAUUGCGAACAAUUCUGAUUUUCGACUCGGUGUGCGGAAGAAUGCACGGGUGAACACAGUCCGUAUCUACAAGAGUUAUGAAGAAAUCAGCCGUGCUUUGGGGAAUCAAGAAGUGAAAGGCGCUUUGGUGGACCUUUAUGUGCUGUCCUCUCACAACUACCUGUUUAAUGACCCUCGCUUCAGGAUCGUUCGGAUAUACGAUUACAAGGCCAAUUAUGGGGUGGUCCUUGCAGGGCACUCCAUGAAGCUAGAGCAGUGUUUUACCGAGCAUAUCAAGGCUCACUCAGGCAUUGUGUUCCAGAAAAUUGAAGAUAAUAUCAAGUUUCUUAGGGAACCAGAUCACAGCCCGGCCGAACAAAAGUCUACGGAGCUGUUCAGCAUUACCUCUCUAGAGUUUAUCACUGCAAUCUCGAUCGUCGGGUCGCUGUUGAUACUGGCUUGUGUGCUCGGAAUUGUGUACGAUAAGCGACGAAAGAAAACUGAUGUUUUAACUCAAAGUAAGGACCUUAAGAACGAGAUGUCACAAGUUUUACACAGUUUCAUUGCGAGAUUGAAGAAAAAGCUUGAAGUGAUCUCAAAACGGCACAGGGUACAGAGAUUUCACCUAAAGCACACGGAAAGAGAGUGUGACCAACAAGCCGCGACUACGGUCCAGAAGUAUUAUGAAGUACUGAGCUUGCGUGACAUUCGGCAAGAAUGGUCCCCACGCAACCUAACUGUCAGGAGUGUCACGUCAUCAUUGCGUAGCAAGCACUCCUACAAUCUCACGCUGUGGCCAUUUGCAUUUAGUGAAGCGGGAUAUGAUUCUUCUCUCAAAGUUGUAACAAGUCGGAAAUUUCCCUUGAGGAGAAAAUCUGGGUUUAACCUUCCUGUCCCACUAGAGCCAGAAGUCCGUAUCAUGGAUCAGACAAACCUUUAGAGAUAUUGUUUGUGACAGGCUUUCUUUCAUGCCAGUUAUUACAAAAAAAUUGUUUCCCCGAAAAUGUUCCAAAAUACGCAAAAUGGUAAUAGAAUGUCAUCAUCAUCAUGAUCAUCAUCAUCAUCAUCUUUAUUUGCCUUAUUUUAACAAUUA